GCUUCCCCACUCGAAAUUGUUCCAGAGUGUCUCAUCUCAGCUCUCUCCCAAUCCCAACUUCGAUAUUGUCGCAUCCCGCAAAAGAUCUUGUUUUCUUUCAAACUCGUUCACUAUCAAUUGAGAUUAUCUUUAGUUCACGAUGGCUUCCUUCAAAGACACCCUACCCCCAGAUCUAUUCGACCAGACCACGCUGGUCUCACUAGCCUCGACCCUCGCGAUUCUAGCAACCGCCUACCUGCUGUCCCUCUCAGCCCUCGACCGAGCAACGCCGGGAAGCCAUCGCUUCCUCUUCAUAUGGCACGCGUUCGACGCCCUGAUCCACUUCACCCUCGAGGGGAGCUUCCUCUACCACUGCUUCUUCUCCUGGAUCCCGCUCUCCAGCGUCUCGAACCCACACGCGCUAGCACCAACCGCGCACAACUUCCUCGGGUUCACCAGCCGCGCCUACGGCCCGCAAGCCGGCGGCGACAACCCGUUCGCCCAGCUGUGGAUGGUAUACGCGAAAGCGGACCGACGAUGGGCUGGCGCUGAUCUGUCCGUCAUCAGCCUCGAGCUGCUAACCGUGUUCGUGGCCGGCCCGCUGGCCUGCUACAUCUGCUACGGCAUCGCGAAGAAGGACCCGCGCACCAACAUCUGGAUGAUCGUAAUCGCGACCAUGGAGCUCUACGGCGGCUUCAUCACCUUCUGCCCCGAGUGGCUGACCGCGAACCAUAACCUCGACACGAGCAAUUUCAUGUACAAGUGGGUGUACCUCGUCUUCUUCAACAUGCUGUGGGUGUUUAUCCCGCUUUACGCCGUUUGGGUCGCUGUGAAGGAUAUCAAUGAUGCUUUUGUCGUUAGGGCGAACGCUGUGGAGGGUCGGAAGACGAAGUGAACUGAUUUGUGAGGGUUUGCUGGUCGGGGGAGACUGGUGCUUGAGUUAAAUAGGUAUGUUGUCUGGUAUUUUUACGUCAGCGCGCGUGGAUGAUACCCAUCUCUACUAUCUUAGCCAUUAUCUGCUAUCAGUAGGGUGUACUCGUAUUUCAUAAUUUAUAUCAUUAUUCAGCCUAGGUUUUCUGGUGCAAUAUAAGACCUGUACACUGUCUGCCCUCGAUGUAACCUAUUAGAUCCUGCUUGGAUAGAAGGUCGCAUUUUAUUGGCUUUAGAUUUACGUGGCCACCGCAGCCUGCAUAUUCAGAACACCAUAAACAAAUCAGAUAUGCAUUUGGUCCUAAGUUUCUAUGCCUUGCUAGGUAUG
Molecule: messenger RNA, 1237 nt
Organism: Annulohypoxylon maeteangense
Lineage: Eukaryota; Fungi; Ascomycota; Sordariomycetes; Xylariales; Hypoxylaceae
Product: Emopamil-binding protein
Exons: 2
Coding region: 140-874 (244 amino acids)
Biological process (GO): sterol metabolic process
Cellular component (GO): endoplasmic reticulum; membrane
Molecular function (GO): cholestenol delta-isomerase activity
Source: RefSeq, a predicted model, not a curated record